Messenger RNA from Eriocheir sinensis (Chinese mitten crab), 3640 nucleotides. RefSeq names its product G1/S-specific cyclin-D2-like. Gene Ontology annotation, biological process: mitotic cell cycle phase transition; positive regulation of G1/S transition of mitotic cell cycle; regulation of cyclin-dependent protein serine/threonine kinase activity. The transcript is spliced from 4 exons. The coding region runs from base 457 to 1365 and encodes 302 amino acids. Gene Ontology annotation, cellular component: cyclin-dependent protein kinase holoenzyme complex; nucleus; cytoplasm. Gene Ontology annotation, molecular function: cyclin-dependent protein serine/threonine kinase regulator activity. The record is from RefSeq and is a predicted model, not a curated record. Lineage: Eukaryota; Metazoa; Arthropoda; Malacostraca; Decapoda; Varunidae.
GGCCAGACCUUCCCUGCCCUCUUCCCAAGGUGGUCAGUGCGUGUUGUGGAGACGAGGAAGUUGGGUGUGUGUUCCUCGCUCUCUGCACGACAUAACUUGCCUGUUCUCACGUGUGCACUGGACACUUCUUGGACUCUACUAACCACCAACCCAAGUGCUACCCAUUACUUCUGUGUACUACAGACACUCGACUGUUGGCAGUUUAUUGCUAUUUAAGUGACAUUGUGAAUUUAUUGUGUUCUACUAAGAUAUUAAGAAUUUUUACCACCGUGACAAGUGAUACAAGUGCCCGGAGCUCAGAUGUGCUGUGACAGUCUGCCGCAAGUGUCGCCUUGUGUGUUGGCUGCGAGCACACACUGAAAAGGACAACACAUGUUCUAGAGGAAUUCGGCUCCUGCAGAAGCCUUGAACUCGAGGCUAAGCCUAACCCGCCGCUAGUCCCGCACCGUCCUGAAGAUGGAGGACUUGUACUGCUCCGAGGCGCCGGCGUGCUCAGAGGGACCCAUCGCGCUGCAGGACAACACGCUGCUCGAGGACUCCAGGAUUCUAAACAACCUGUUGCAGCUGCAGCCCUUCACCAUCCCGCCACAAAACUACUUCAAGCACAUACAGAACGACAUCCAGCCCUACAUGCGGAAGGUCGUCACGAAGUGGAUGUUUGAUGUGUGCGAGGAGCAGGCGUGUGAGGAGCAGGUCUUUGCCGUGGCAGCCAACCUCUUCGACAGGUUCCUGUGCGCCUGUGUGGUGCAGAGGACGCAGCUGCAGCUACUCGGCGCAGUGUGUCUCCUGCUGGCGUCCAAACUGCGGCAGUGUCGUCCCCUCUCCGUGGAGCUCCUCGCCUACUACACAGACUACUCCGUCACUCAACAGGAGAUCAGGAGUUGGGAGCUUUUGCUCGUCUCGAAGCUGGGCUGGGACUUGGCGCCCAUCACUGCCUUCGAUUUCGUUGAUCACCUCCUGUGCAGAGUUCCUUUCAUCGGUUGUGACCCCGCCAUCGCCAGGAAACACGCCACCACCUUCCUCGCCGUGGCCGUCACCGAACCUGACUUUGUGCAAGUUGAACCCUCUGCACUCGCUGUGGCUUCCAUCACCUCUGCCGUGCGUGGCCUCAUUCCCUUACCGGAGUGGACCGCCGCCCUCUCCACCUUCGCAACGGCUGUUAACCUCGACGCCCACGCUCUCCACGCCUUGGUCGACCAAAUAGACCUGGUGGUGGAGAGAGAAGCCAUGUCUGUGCAGACCACCGUGUCCAGCCAGCAGGCCCAGCAGCCUCUCACCCCCACCAACAAGCAGCAGGCGCCGGAGCCCAUGGAGUUUUUUGACGGGAACAAAACGCCCACGGAGGUGACGGACAUACACUUCUGAUGUCGAGACAGACGACAGUAGCGGGAUGACGCUGCUGCCUAAGUGAGUCGUCGAGACCGCCUUGAUUACUUGAAACUUAAACCUGUAACAGACGUGUUGCCGGGACGCGGGCCUUGCUACCUCCCCCUUCAGCUCAGGUACAAAGAGGGUCGAUGAGGCCUCAGUGCAAGUCCAUACAAGUUAAACACACGUUUCUCAGGAUCCGAACGUCCUACCUAAACAACUAGAGUCCUGCUAAGGAUUCACACAUAUUUUAAUGAAUGGACUUGAAGCCAAACCAAAGACAUGAUGAAGGUGGGCUGGUGGUGGUUCUUCAGGGCUGCUUGGGGUUGGGUUUUCACUGCCAGACUUCACCAAAAUCUCGGGGAACGUUCAGCGUCGUCUCCUGCAAGCCUGAGAGCCGGCACGCGUCCUCCGGCAGGGCGAUCUGGCUCAUACCAAAUGGUGUAGAUCUCAGUCAUAUUUGUAUCCAGUCAAAGUCACGGGCGGGGACGCGUGGGGGCGGUGAUUCGCCCUCAGCUGAGUGGCAACUCAAGUCGAUUCAGCGGAUAAAAAACAUCAAUAUGCUUAUGAUUAAAAAAAAAUAUAUAUAUUCUUGUAAAUUUCGGAUGACUUGAGUUGCUACAGUGACGCACAGCAACCCUCCGUCCCGCUCCAGGCGAACGGCGGUGUAGUGCAGCAGCGAUUCCAACGUCAAUCAAAAUACUGUGAUGAAGUCGGGGCCGAAGCCGCCCCAUUCUGACCUUGGCUUCCUGUGGCGCUACACCCGCUCAGAACAGUUCCUGCGUGGGACCCCAAAGUGCGUUGGAUUAAACGUGUCAGUAUUAUUAAGUAAUAAUCAAAUCUAUGUUAAUGAGACGUCAAAACUAAGGUGCUGUAAAUUUCGAUUCUCAGUGUUUGUUCACGCCUCCAGUUCACCUGUCCCAGAACACGGUGCGGGCAUUACUUCCGCCAGGUACUCUCGCCGCGGCCGUGCGUCGGGCGAGGGUAAUGCAGGAACAAAUUUCUUAUGAUCUCGUCGGUUGUGUGAAGAAAUAAUGCACAAAUUUUGUACUCUUGUAUAAACUGUAUCGUGUAUAUAGUGUAAUUAAUUUGUUAAUAUUCCUACCAUAGGCUAUUUUAUAAUAUAUUUUAAAGCGUUGCAGUCACUUCGAAGGAAGAGGAAUCUUUGCUCUUCGAACAGGGAGUCUUUGAGUAGCCUUUCAUGACUUGAGAUUGAGUGUCUUCAAACCGCAUUGGUCUCCAGACGAGUCCCGUCGACUCGAAGUUACCUGAAGAAGUGCCUUGUGGGAAGAUUAGUGCCUUUAAUUGUUGAGUAUGUGAACCCUUCUGGCUUAUAGCUUGCCUUCUGUAUUCUGUACGGUAAAUUGUGCCUUAAAUUGUUUCGUGACAAAUAUUAUUUGUUCGUUUGUACUUAAGACAUGUUCCGUCUGUAACUUGUUAAGAGGAUUAUAUUUGAUACUCUGACUCAUGAACUGUUCUCGAAGCAGACAUGGUUUCUAUGAUGUAAAAAUGGUUUCAUGACAAAAAUAGGUCUUUGAUGCUAUUUAUGUUGAGUGUCAGGAUGUGUGGGCCGGCCCGUGAGCCUGCUGGCGGCCGUAGCUCUAGCGUAGUGUUGAGCCUGGUGUCUCAGGUGUUCUCUAGUCGCGUUCUCUUGUUGCCGAAUGAUAUCGUCUUGAUGGCUCGGGUUCACUUUGUACUCACGUCGAAAAAAGGAGUAAAAGUUUUAUACUAAAAUGUUAUCACAAAUUUUAUAUAAAGGGUUCCUUAUAGUAAGGAUCCUUGUUUUGGUUAUGUAAAACUUUGAUAAUUCCUUGUACUUUUCAUUGCCGUCAUAGGUAGUCUUUCUCCAGCAAGUUGACAAUGUUUAGGCCAUGACGUGCCUCCCAGCCACGGGGCCGCCAUUGGCUGCUAAGGUACAACCGUGGGGAAGGUCAGUGAGUGUUCCUGACGCACACGGAUACACUGCCGCGCCGCAUGAGGGCGCCUCUCCUAUACUAAGCUCAGUGGUUCAGACACUGUACAAAGUAAUGCACCUCACUGGCACCGCGCGUCCAGUGCCACUAGUACAACCACUGGAGCAGCUCUGUUAGUCGCGGCUCAGGAGGCUGCUUCACCGCGUAAGGUUGGUAGACGAAGCUAUGAGAUAAGUGAUUGAAAAAAAGAUAUUUGUACUCGAUUAAUGUUUGUGUUUCGUGAAAAAAUUUACUUCGUAUUUUGGGAUGUAAUUAUUUAUAGUCUAAGCUGUGUUCUGAUCAAUAAAGAGAGAAGGUAA